This is a messenger RNA of Heteronotia binoei (common prickly gecko), 5592 nucleotides long. RefSeq names its product solute carrier family 9 member A1 (gene SLC9A1). Gene Ontology annotation, biological process: regulation of pH; sodium ion transport; proton transmembrane transport. The transcript is spliced from 12 exons. The record is from RefSeq and is a predicted model, not a curated record. Gene Ontology annotation, molecular function: sodium:proton antiporter activity. Bases 131 to 2554 code for a protein of 807 amino acids. NCBI's taxonomy places the organism in Eukaryota, Metazoa, Chordata, Lepidosauria, Squamata, Gekkonidae. Gene Ontology annotation, cellular component: membrane.
GGAGUUUUGUGGCCUUGCUUCUGUGCUCUGACAUUAUUAUUUCACCAAAUUCGCUGCAAUUAUUAUCUCACCCAAUUAUUAUCUCACCCAAACUGCUGGCUUUUUGCUCUGGAUCAGGUAGGAAAAAAAAAUGUGGGCAAAGGGCUUUGGGAUGUUGGGUUUCCUCCACGCUUUGCCCUUCCUGGUUGGCAUGGCUGCCCUCCUGGGCCUCUUGCCCGUGCUCCACAGCCACGGUUUGGAGCCCCAAGCCAUGAUGGCAACGUCGCCGUCUCACAAGGGGGAGAUCACUUUUGCACCGCCUGCCUCUGAAGACGGCCAUCCUGGGACGAAACAUCCCACCAAUAAUUCCUUGGAUGGGCAUGACAAGAAGCGGAAGGUUUUCCCCGUCCUGGAAGUCGACUACAAGCAUGUGAGAGUGCCCUUUGAAAUUGCACUGUGGAUCCUGCUGGCGUGCCUCAUGAAACUGGGAUUCCAUGUCAUCCCAACAAUUUCCAGUAUAGUCCCGGAGAGCUGCUUGCUCAUUGUGGUAGGACUGCUUGUCGGAGGGCUGAUCAAGGCUGUAGGAGAGGACCCCCCAGUGCUACAGUCGAACAUCUUCUUCCUUUUCCUUCUCCCACCCAUAAUCCUGGAUGCUGGCUACUUCCUGCCCUUGCGCCAGUUUACUGAGAACUUGGGCACCAUCCUGAUGUUUGCAGUGCUGGGGACGCUGUGGAAUGCCUUCUUUGUGGGUGCCCUGCUGUACUGUGUGUGCCAGAUCAGUGUGACUGGCUUAAGCCACAUUGGCCUCUUGGCCAACCUGCUUUUUGGCAGUAUCAUCUCGGCUGUGGACCCCGUGGCCGUGCUGGCUGUGUUCGAGGAGAUCCACAUCAAUGAGCUCUUGCACAUCUUGGUGUUUGGAGAGUCGUUGCUGAAUGAUGCCGUCACUGUGGUCCUCUACCACCUUUUCGAUGAGUUCGCCACCCUUGACAAAAUCACCUUCACUGACAUCAUCCUGGGUUUCCUCAGCUUCUUCGUGGUAUCCCUUGGGGGUGUCUUCGUCGGGGUAGUCUAUGGCAUCACCGCUGCCUUCACUUCCCGCUUCACUUCUCACAUCCGUGUCAUCGAGCCUCUCUUCGUCUUUCUCUACAGCUACAUGGCAUACCUGUCAGCAGAACUCUUCCACCUUUCAGGCAUCAUGGCGCUCAUUGCUGCUGGGGUAGUUAUGCGCCCUUACGUGGAGGCCAACAUCUCCCAUAAAUCCCACACCACCAUCAAGUACUUCCUGAAGAUGUGGAGCAGUGUCAGCGAGACCCUCAUUUUCAUCUUUUUGGGUGUCUCCACUGUGGCUGGAAAGCACCGCUGGGACUGGACCUUUGUCAUCUGCACCCUGAUUUUUUGCUUGAUUGCCAGGGUCUUAGGUGUCCUUGGGCUGACCUGGUUCAUUAACAAAUUCCGCAUUGUGAAGUUGACCCCGAAGGAUCAGUUCAUCAUCGCAUAUGGUGGCCUGCGAGGAGCUAUUGCCUUUUCCCUGGGUUUCCUCAUAGAGAAGAAACAUUUUGACAUGAGAGAAAUGUUCCUCACAGCUAUCAUCACAGUCAUCUUCUUCACUGUCUUUGUGCAGGGCAUGACCAUCCGCCCUCUGGUGGACCUUCUAGCAGUGAAAAAGAAGCAGGAGACCAAGCGGUCCAUCAACGAGGAGAUUCACACACAGUUCCUGGAUCAUCUUUUGACUGGGAUUGAGGACAUAUGUGGGCACUAUGGCCACCAUCACUGGAAGGACAAGCUAAAUCGCUUCAACAAGAAGUACAUCAAGAAGUGCCUGAUUGCUGGGGAGAGGUCCAAAGAGCCCCAGCUGAUUGCCUUUUAUCACAAGAUGGAGAUGAAGCAGGCCAUCGAACUGGUGGAGAGUGGGGGCGUGGGCAAAAUCCCCUCGGCUGUCUCUACAGUCUCCAUGCAGAACAUCAAUCCGAAAGCCUUACCUGUGGAACGUAUCCUUCCAGCACUUUCUAAAGACAAAGAGGAGGAGAUCCGGAAGAUCCUGCGCAACAACUUGCAGAAAACAAGGCAGAGGUUACGAUCAUACAACCGGCACACCUUGGUGGCAGACCCUUAUGAAGAAGCAUGGAACCAGAUGUUGCUGAGGAGGCAGAAGGCUCGGCAGCUGGAACAGAAGAUGAACAACUACCUGACGGUCCCAGCUCACAAAAUUGACUCGCCAACCAUGUCAAGGGCACGGAUUGGUUCAGACCCUCUGGCAUACGAUCCCAAGCCUGACUCAGAAAACCUCCCCAUCAUCACCAUUGACCCUGCCUCACCGCAGUCUCCAGAGUCCGUCGAUUUGGUGAACGAGGCACUGAAAGGGAUGAGCCACCUCCCGCCAUCCCCGGAGGAAGAUGAGGAUGAGGAAGGGCUGGUGAUGCGGACCAAGGAGCCUUCCUCUCCAGGCACAGAUGACGUGUUCACCCCGGGGGGCAACGACAGCCCCAGCAACCAGCGAAUGAUGCGAUGCCUGAGUGACCCUGGGCCUAGGCCAGACCCUGAAGAAGAAGACCCCUUCAUUCCAAAAGGGCAGUGAGAACUGAAUGGACUACUAGAUCUGGCCUAUAGCGGGGGGGGGGGCCUACCUGCACAUGCUCAUACAGGCUCUCCCUUCUCUCUCUCGCUUUCCGCCCCUCUCUCUCUUUUGCUCUUCAUUUUGGAGGCUUUGUUUCUUUGUUUUGGAGGGUUGGAACACACCUGGCCAGCUGAGCACCUUUGCUGAGAAAGCAAGAGUCAUACUGGCCAGCAUGAUCUCCUCCUCCUGGGGGGGGAAAAAGGCCAUCCCUCCAGUUUCCAGGUCAGGGCCAUUCUUUGCCCCAUUGCCUUGUCCCCUCCCCAUAGUGCCAAUUGAUGGCUUUCCUUUGGAUGCCUGAAGCCUCCACUUGCACUUCAGCAACCCUCUUUUGUUCCCUCUCAGACACCUCAGAGAAGGUGAGGAAAUUCUGGUUCAAUUUGUGUCAGGAGUAAACCUUGUUUGAAGGUGGAAGGUGCAUCAUAUCCGUCAGCUCCCCCUUUGCAUUCUCAUGGAGAUGUUCCUGACUAAAGGGGCUGGUGCCUCGUGGGAUUCUGAGCCUCUAUUCUCCUUGAUCCUCUGGGGGGUAACAGAUCUCCCACUCUUCUGCUAAAGAAUAUCCUUGAAACCUCUGAGCCAAAGUCUGAAAGCAACCCAGUUGAUCAUUGGAGUACUUGCUGGUUCAGAGAGAUGUUUCGGGCUUAUGGCAUCUCAACGUUGCCCGGUGCCUCCAUUCCCUGCCGAGCCAAAUAUCGCAUUUUCUGACAAUUCGGGUUUUAGUCUUGAGGAUGAUCAGGUGAUGGCUGCUACCCUAAGCUUUAGGGUGUUCUGAAAAGAAACCCCAAUUCCACUGAGCCAUAGAAAAGUCACUUUUGCUUUUUAAUCUUCCAAACUUGACGCUUGCCUAGGUUUUUUGUCCAAGUGAAAGUGAAGCAUUUGCUCCCGCAAAGGGUGCUCUGGGCAUAGAGGACUGACCUUGCACCAGCUUGGGGUGAGGCUGUGGUAAGAUGCCUGCCCCCAAUGCCCCCCCCACCCUUGUCCAGCUUCACCUGGCCGUACUUACAAAAGCCAACCCCACCUGUCUGAAUCUGAGCAAGAAAUAUUUUCUCUGCUGAUUUGCCUCUACACACACACACACCCCUCUCUGGAGUUAGUCCACUUUAUCUUAUAAGGAUCUAAAUUCUUUCAAAAUAAACACACAGAGAGAGCAUUUUGUUGACCAAAGAUUUAAUGAGCAGUUGUAUAUAUAAAACUAAUGGGGUAGGGUUUUUUUUUUGUUUGUUUCUCUUUGUUUUAAAAACAGGGUAUAUGUUUCUUGAAAGGGUGACUUAAAUUAUUCCACAGGGGGGCAUUUAAUGUCUGCGAAAAAAACAGUUUGCCUGCACCACUCGUGCGUGCGCGUGCACACUAGGGAAAAGGCUCUGUUAUUUUGCUGCCUAGAAAUUGAGAAUGCAAGAUGGUAGAACUGCGGGGCUGACCUUACCUUUAGCAACAGUCAGAACAGAGAAGGCCUUGUUGGGGGUCCCCCUUCCCACAGAUACCCCGGCCCCAUAACAGCACCCUGGCAACUGGCUUCUGACCAGUUGAUCCGAUUGCCUGUUUCUCUGUCGUGCAUUCCUGCACCGGACAUUGCCUUUCUUUACGAGACACCAGGGUCUCUGGGCUGUUUUCUUCUUUCCCUGCAUUUCCAAGAGGACUGCAUCGGUAUUAUCCUGGCCUAUAAAGCUGUUUUUCUCCUUCCAUCAAAUUGUAUCUUAAGGUGGAGACUCACUUCCAGUUUUGUCUGAGAGCCAGGUGGAAAUCCACUAUUCCAUUGCAGUGUGGCCUUUGCAAGUAAUAGCAAGGCUUGGGUUUGUGGUGAUUGGGGAAGGGGGAGAGGAUAAGCAUAGCCUGUGUAGGCAAGCUUCAGAUGUAUAUAGCACAUAGAAAACUAGCCUCUUCUGAAGAAGGAAUCUAGCACAACUCUCGCCUUGACAUUCAUUUUUCUAACAUGCAGAUUCCUCCCCCCCCCCACGCAUGGGAAGAAGCAUUCAUUCAUGCCAUAUCCUCUACCAGCUGUCUGAAGUGUGGCAGUCCAUGAACAGGGUCGGGAGCAUGCGUUUAGCAGCCCUUAGCCCAAAGGUUACUGGCUGUGUGUUGCAAGGAUUCCCUGGUGGUAAUACCUGAAUGGCAGAGAGAGAGAGAGAGAGAGAGAGAGAGGCUAGAACAAGAUCAAAUUCUAGGAGAAAAGACACUUGUAAAGCUUUAGCUGUCCAAAAGAGGAUCGAACCCUCAGUUCUUGCUGCUUUUUGACCCUGGCUGUUGCCCUGCGCUGGAGCAAACCACAUCUGAGUCUAGUUUUCUGAAGUGAACUAUUUUUUUAAGGAUGGGUGUGUGCACGCACCUCUGGGUGUGUGUGUGAGUGUGAGUAGCAAGCUGGAAAGAGGCUGUGUCUGUUUUAAACACUAGUCCUGCACUUUAGGCAUCAGUCGACGGCUGUUGCGAGGCCAAUCAUUAGAAAAUAAUUUUGAGGACUGCACCCGCAUCAAAGCUGUGUUGGUGCCUGCUGAAUUCUUCCUGGUAGCUCUUAGUCUCCCUCCCCCUGUCCCACUGAAGGGGGGGCAUUCCCUUGCCCCCAUGCGCUGUGCCUUUGUAGCCAUACAGUGUCUGCCUGCACAAAACGGUGUUGUGAUUUGCUGCUCUGUACAUCUGGCCAACCCGGGGUCGCUGGUUUGAAAGGGCCGGGCUUGGCCUCCCAGUGGCUCUGUGUUCCUCUCCAUUCUUCCAUCCAAAUAGUGACUCUCCCCCCAGCAUAUGUGCCCCACCAGAGGAGAAGAGCUGCAAGCAGCGCAGGUAAGAUGGAGAGGCAGCGGGACCCAGAGCCCAUAGAACUCUGCGUGCUCUCUACUUUCCACAGCUCUCUACUUCAGGCUCAUCAGAGGUAGUCUGUAUGUGCUUUUCAUGUACAAUGCACUGUCUCUGGCAGAAGCAGUUAAAUCAGUGAAAAAAAACUAUUGUAUAAAAAUAUGUGUAAAAAGAGUCUUUUUACAUACAAAUUCUAAUAAAUGAAUGUUUUAAUUUUU